GGACGGAGGAAAAUUGACGGUCUUAAGAAUAUCCAUCCAUGUAUUCCUCUCAACACGGAUGUUGGUCUCGCGUGGAUACAUAAAUGGGGACACUCAUCAAAUCGUUCAACCACCCAGCGCACCUCACGUUCAUCCACGACAAGUGUGUGGAUGGGAUGGAUCGGAUGGGGGGAUGCAUGGGCAGACAGAUGGCGAGGACGCACUCGCGCAGGCACAUCGUCCAACAUCCGCCCGAAAAAUCGGCACUCAGCCACACACGAUAAAGCACACAAAUACAGACAGCUCUCUGGCUCAUGUAUAUUUCCUCUCUACAAGGCCUUCAGGUGCCCGACAAAAGUGUCCCCAUACGUCUUGACGAAGGCCCACCAGCCGCCAUGCACCACCACCUCGGCCAUCUCCCCCGCCUCCCUCGGCGGCAGCAAACUCAUCGUGUGCGCGUUGCGGGGCAGCGGGCGGGCAUCCGCACCGCCCGCCACACUCACACUCUCCCAUCGCCAUGGGUCCGUGUCGGUCCGGAGAAGAAAAGCCUCAUCCAGAGGCUGCAGACCCUCCAUCUCGCCUUCCUGACCGGGUCUCUCAGCGCCGCCCCACAUGAGCACCCCGUUGUCGACCUUGACCAUGGCCGUGGAGCAGCAGGGCCCUGGCCCCUGGCCCUCUAUCUUACUGGUCAUGUCGGUCCACUUGUUGUCCUGCAGGUCGAUGGUCCACACGUCGUUGAGGAAGCCGCCUCGCUGCGGGGCGCCGCCGAAUAUCAGCAGGGUGCGGUCGUCCAAAGCAACCAUGCUGUGCAGACCGCGGCUCGCCGGCGGAGAGGCACCACUCGGGGAAGAGAUCUGUGCGCGAGCAAGAUGGAGAGAUGGUGUUCAAGAGGAUCCGUGUGUGAGUGUGGCCGAAUCAUGUACCGGCAGCUUUUCGACGGUCUCGUUCUGUGUGUCGAUGACCAGGAUGUCGUCAAGAGACCUGACAAGAGAUGGCGCAUGGUGUAGUGUGCAUACCAUUGCUGCGGCGCGUGUGUGUUGGUAGGUACCUGUGUGUGUGUAGGUAGAUUUUCUUGCCGAUGACGGCGGCCUGAAAGCGCGAUAUCGGCUGCAGCUGCUCCUGCAAGCCGGGGUGAGACGACCACCUGACGAAGAGCAAAAGAAAGACAAAGCGUAGGACAGGUGCAUGAGUGCGUGUCAGCUCACUCACUUGUAUGUGUUGAGAUCGAGCGUCCAGACGUCAUUCAAGAUGGUGCUGGGACCUGCAACACACACAGGGCGAUGCAAUGCACGCAGCACUUGCGGUCUCGCCUUCCUUUCUUGUGCAGCCCGACCCUCUGCGCCUGACGGGUUCCAGCCGCCGAUGAGCCACAUCUUGUCAUCCACUACAACUGACACAUACCAUACACACACAGAGAAACCAUCCAUCUGCCCAUCAGUGCAGUGCAUCCACCGCACCGCAUCUCCCCCCAACCACUCACUCACCGGUCUGCGCCACGAGUCGCGGCUGCGGCACGUCCCCCUCAUAGGCUAUCUGCUUCCACUCGUCCUUGUCGACAGAGUAGAGCCAGCCCUCGUUGGUCACUUCACGCUUCGGCACCUGGCCCAUGGGCCCGCGGUCCUCCAUUAGCGACUCAUCCUCCGUGUACCCGCCAAACACCAACACGUCAUACUCGUGACCUGCAAACACACACACACACACACACACACACACAGACACACACAGACACAAGGAGAGAGGCUCAUCGAUGCCGUGUCAUGAUGCAUUAUCUGUGUGUACCUUUGGGCAGAGUGACGGCGCAGUGUCCCGAUCUGGGCAGGGUGGGGCUGCUGGUGAUGCCUUUCGCCUCCCACGUCAGCUCCACAGUCGGGGCUGCCAUCGUGCAUGGGCGAGAAUGACGUGCGUGGCGACGACGCGAUGAGAGGAAGGAUGAAGUCGCACGAGGGGAGGAGAGGAAAGACGGCGGCUGAACACACACAGGCACAGAGCACAACCAUGCAUGUAGAAUGCCUGACAGACUGUGGAGAUGAUUCAGGGUGUGAAAAGCUUACGUGUUGUCGGUGUGUGGCGCUGACGGCCUUUGCUGCGGGGAUGCUGAGGACGAAGAUGAGAUUUGCGAAGAUCAUUGCGGCUUGUCC
Messenger RNA from Vitrella brassicaformis, 2117 nucleotides. The record is from the annotation of a GenBank genome assembly. Lineage: Eukaryota; Vitrellaceae.